This is a messenger RNA of Rhagoletis pomonella (apple maggot), 1060 nucleotides long. RefSeq lists its product as uncharacterized. The coding region runs from base 103 to 654 and encodes 183 amino acids. Gene Ontology annotation, cellular component: nuclear body. The record is from RefSeq and is a predicted model, not a curated record. Lineage: Eukaryota; Metazoa; Arthropoda; Insecta; Diptera; Tephritidae. The transcript has 4 exons. Gene Ontology annotation, biological process: positive regulation of DNA-templated transcription.
CAACAACAACCAAAAAGGAAAAAAAUAUGUUCUUACAAACAUGUUUAGUAAAUGGAGAGUGCAAAAAAGAAAAAAACUAAUUGGUAGCCGUUUGCGGAGGAGAUGCUGCUGGAAUUAUGGGAAGCAAAUAUAGUGGACCUGCGUGGGGCCAGGAAGAACGGCCACAUCUUUAAACAGAUGGCAGAAUCCCUUAAAAACGCUGGAGUGUGUGUCAGCAGUGAGGAAGUGCGGUCAAAAAUAAAUAACCUCACUGGGAAAUAUAGGAAAGAAAAGGGGAAUAUUGGUGUGUCAGGUGGAUCACCAUCAGACUGGCCACACUAUCAGCGAGUACAUGCCAUUAUAGGUGGUUUUAAAUGCAAUAACAUAGAAGAACUUGUUGAAGAAAGUGUAUCCAUAGAGUAUUUAUUUAACACUCCAUCGUCGGAAGUACUGGACAUUUCUGGGGCUUCCUGCUCUGACUCCCUCGCUCCGGUAGAGGUCGAGUGUGCUGGAUGCUCCAAAUCGAAAAAGCAGAAGUUAAACGCAAGUCUCAUAACGGAAAUUCAAGAGACGAAAGAGCUAAUAAAAACUAUGUAUCAGGAAGAGAACGUUAUCGAUUCAAAAUUAGUUAAUAUAGAGGAGCGACGGAAUGUUUUGUUAGAAGAAUUUCUUUGAGAUGACCAAAUGCAUUCUCGACUACCCUUCUGCACUUAGACAGGGCAUAAUUAAAGUUUUUUUAACUGAAGCUAGCAUUCUCUCUAUAUGGAUAAGGUUUCAUUAAUAUGUCCGAAAACCGAAAAGCUGAAUCUCCAAGCAUUACAACUGGAACGUUAACUCCGUUUAUUUGCGUAGACAAGUGCGUAAGGAUAGGGUUUUGAUGAUGCUGUUUCAAAGCAGAUUUCUCGAAAAUGUGGGAAUCGUUGCACCGUCCAGGGGUGCCUACGUUUAUAUACAUAAAUCUGUACCUAUAAUAAACAAUGUGAGCAUUUACUUUUUAGGCAUAUAUUCAAUACCAACCUAUAAUCCACUGAUGCAAGUAAUACUGUGGAGUACCAGCCUUUGUAGUUAUAGUAGUCAGUUG